AGAGGGCGGCCGGAACGAUCACCGCUUUCAAACCUCUCGCCGCCCCGUCUCCUCCUUCCGCUUCCAAGCCCUUCGCCCCUUCCCGAUCCCCAGGCCUGCGCCACCGGUCCCGUUCCAUCGGGCACCCCCGGCGUGUUCGAACGGAAAACCCGAGACGCCGGCAGGGUCGGCGGCGGCGGCGGCGCGAUGUACGUGGUGAAGCGCGACGGCCGGCAGGAGUCAGUCCACUUCGACAAGAUCACCGCGCGGCUCAAGAAGCUCGGCUACGGCCUCAGCGCGGAGCACUGCGACCCCGUCCUCGUCGCACAGAAGGUCUGCGUUGGCGUCUACAAGGGCGUCACCACCAACCAGAUCGGCGAGCACCGCCGCCGAGACCGCCGCUGCCAUGACCGCCUCGCACCCCGACUACGCAUCGACGGCAAAAUGGGGCGCUUGCAUUGUACGGACGCUACAGACUUGACCCGUCCCGAGUCCCGGCUUCCUCGGCAACUUCAGAUCCGACAGAGACGUGAAACGAGAAGAACCAUGUCUGGCCAUGAACACUUGACGCAACCUCAGCUGGUGGCGGCAGCACCGUGGUGCCAGCGAUGGGGCGAGGCGGAGCAGGCGCGGCGGCGGCGGCGUUCACGCUGUGGUGGCUUACAAGGUGCGCCGGGGCCGUGUGGCUGGAGCUGUCGACGACGGCGACCAAGUGCCUGUCCGAGGAGAUCCAGUCGAACGUCGUCGUCAUGGCCGACUACUCCAUUCUCUUCGAGGAGCACCCCGUCCGCCCCACGGUCUCCGCCAAGGUGACGUCGCCUUACGGAGACAUCCUGCACCACGCCGAGAAGGUCAGCCAUGGCCAGUUCGCCUUCACCACGGCGGAAUCCGGGAUAUACCUCGCGUGCUUCUGGGCGGGGACUCUGGAGAAGGGAAUGGUGAUCAACCUCAACCUUGACUGGAGGAUCGGGAUAGCGGCAAAGGACUGGGACUCCAUUGCUAAGAAAGAAAAGAUUGAUGGAGUGGCACUAGAGCUUGUCAAACUAGAAGCAACUGCUCGAGCAAUCCAUGGAAACAUGUUGUACCUUAUAGUAAAAGAAGCAGACAUGCGAAACUUGAGCGAGUGGACACAGGUUAAGAUCACAUGGCUCAGCCUCUUGUCCCUUGCUGUCUGCAUCACAGUCUCGGUUUUGCAAGUGUGGCAUCUCAAACAGUUCUUCCGAAAGAAGAAACUCAUCUAGAUAAAGCUUCUACCGUAGUUGGAGGAAACAAGCUUACAGGCUUGAGAUGAUCUGGGAUUGUUGCCAGAAUCUGAAGUGAUUCUGGGAUUAGAAUUGAUUGUGCGGGUUUAAAGAGGUUUAUUUUAGUUAUAUAAUGUGUGUCCGUGCGUGUGCGUAACCCUUCUGAUUGAUAGUAUCACUUUUCCUUUGAUGCGCUAAUUACUUAUCAUCUGGUUCCAAAUAUCCAAAACAUGAUCUUUGGUGCCAGCAUAUACUAGUCAUUCCAAGGGUCCAUUUAGUAGGACUGUAAUUAGUUUGCUUGGCUUGGUAUAUUCUUCAGUAGUGUUGUGCAUGUGCAAGGGCAACCACCACCUGGGGCUGAUUUGGAUCCUA
Molecule: messenger RNA, 1592 nt
Organism: Panicum hallii
Lineage: Eukaryota; Viridiplantae; Streptophyta; Magnoliopsida; Poales; Poaceae
Product: transmembrane emp24 domain-containing protein p24delta3-like
Exons: 5
Coding region: 588-1220 (210 amino acids)
Biological process (GO): intracellular protein transport; Golgi organization; endoplasmic reticulum to Golgi vesicle-mediated transport
Cellular component (GO): endoplasmic reticulum-Golgi intermediate compartment; endoplasmic reticulum; COPII-coated ER to Golgi transport vesicle
Source: RefSeq, a predicted model, not a curated record